This is a messenger RNA of Cylindrotheca closterium, 1305 nucleotides long. Lineage: Eukaryota; Bacillariophyta; Bacillariophyceae; Bacillariales; Bacillariaceae. The record is from the annotation of a GenBank genome assembly.
AUGGCAAUCGACGAACGAGAACGAGACCUCAACAGCCAAGAUGGCGGAGGCAGCCAAGACAACAAGAACAGUUUCAACUACGUAGCUCCAGACGAUGACGAGUACCAAAAUACUUAUCGUGUCCAACCCUUCGCCGAAGGUAUUUCCGAGUACGACGAAUACCAACAAGCCUGGAGGUUUCUAGGGUUCAUGGUGGACUGUAACGCCAAGGAAUCGGACGAUGAUAACCAGCACGAUGGUGGGGGUUCCAAUAGUUAUGAUGGUGGAACGGGAGAGGGGUGUGAACGUUACCUUUUGUGGGCUGCUUAUGUUGAUUUGGAGUACGAAGGAGACGGUAUCGGAGAAUACCAAUACUACAACAUUGACAACAAUGCCUGGGACAAGACAUCUUGUAAUUACGCCGACAGUGGCAACUCGAGAUGUGCCAAGAUGGAUUGUCACUUGGACAGUACGCACUUUUCUCUAUUAGGUUUCUUCAAGCACCAAUCGUACGACGACUGGAUGGAACAGCUCUUUAAGCACGAGGGUGUCUGCGUCUGGGGUAUGCAACAGUACUCCUUUAUGAACAGUGCCCGAAAUACUUGGCCACAAGGUUGUUCGCUUUCCAGUGCCACCACUUCUUCUGGAAAACCAAUCUAUUACGAUCUCAAACCAAUUUCCAAGGGUGGCAUGACGCCUGGUCUCUACACGGAUACCAAAUGCACAGUCGAGUACCAAUCCACAGGAAGUGAUGAUCCCAACACGAUCAAAAACAUUCUUGGUAACUUUCUAAUUGAUGGUGGUGAUGGUGGUGGUGGCUCGAACGAUGGCGGCGAUUACGACUUUUCUGGUUUGUCCUUUACCCAAGCCAUGAAUCUAUGGGAAUAUGGAUUUGAACAUUUCAAGGUCUGUCAACCCUGUGUGGCCUACAACUUGAACAAUGUCGGAGGUGGCUACUACAAUGAUGACGCCAACCAAGGUGGGGACAACUUUGACUGCUACGAUCAAGCCGGUUACACCAACGUCAACCAGUGUAUGAAGUUCAUGGCCAAGACGUCCAUGAACACGGCUACCUUUCGAGAUUUGUCUCUGGCACAAUCACAAGGAACCCUCGUCGACAGUCCGUUGGCUGGAUUCAUGGAUAGCCGAGCAAGAAGCGCCCACUACAUGAUGGAAUCUGCUGGUACCGUCAUGAACUAUGUCUUUUUGGCCGUCUCCGUGGUGGUUCUAUUCUACGGUGUCACCAACUUUUGGAGGGUCCGCCGAAAAGUCAAGUUGGCGCCCAAGACGAGCCAAAGGAUGGACGAACCCCUGGUCUUUGCGUAA